Microtus ochrogaster (prairie vole) is the source of this 6502-nucleotide messenger RNA. It is a transcript of the gene Pds5a, whose product is annotated as PDS5 cohesin associated factor A. Gene Ontology annotation, cellular component: nucleus; chromatin. Lineage: Eukaryota; Metazoa; Chordata; Mammalia; Rodentia; Cricetidae. Gene Ontology annotation, biological process: DNA repair; mitotic sister chromatid cohesion. The record is from RefSeq and is a predicted model, not a curated record. Bases 37 to 3981 code for a protein of 1314 amino acids. The transcript has 31 exons.
CGGUAGAGGACUGUGAAAGAAAAGUUAUCCCCCAGGAUGGACUUCUCGCAGCCGAAGCCUGCCGCUGCCCUCUGUGGCGUCGUGAGUGCGGACGGAAAGAUCGCUUAUCCCCCGGGAGUAAAGGAAAUCACCGACAAGAUCACCACCGACGAAAUGAUCAAACGGCUGAAGAUGGUAGUGAAAACUUUUAUGGAUAUGGAUCAGGAUUCGGAAGAUGAAAAGCAACAGUAUCUCCCACUAGCCUUGCAUCUCGCAUCUGAAUUCUUUCUCAGGAACCCUAAUAAAGAUGUGCGCCUUCUUGUAGCAUGUUGUCUGGCUGAUAUAUUUCGAAUUUAUGCCCCAGAAGCUCCAUAUACUUCCCACGAUAAACUCAAGGACAUAUUUCUCUUUAUUACCAGACAGUUAAAAGGUUUGGAGGAUACAAAGAGUCCACAGUUUAAUAGAUACUUUUAUUUAUUAGAGAAUUUAGCUUGGGUUAAAUCAUAUAACAUCUGCUUUGAGUUGGAAGAUUGCAAUGAAAUUUUUAUUCAGCUUUUUAGGACUCUCUUCUCAGUAAUCAACAAUAGCCACAAUAAGAAGGUACAAAUGCACAUGUUAGACUUGAUGAGUUCUAUCAUCAUGGAAGGUGAUGGAGUUACUCAAGAGUUACUGGAUUCUAUUCUUAUCAACCUCAUCCCUGCACACAAGAACUUAAAUAAACAGUCUUUCGACCUUGCAAAAGUCCUGUUGAAAAGGACAGUCCAGACUAUUGAAGCAUGCAUUGCCAAUUUUUUCAAUCAAGUCCUGGUGCUGGGAAGAUCGUCAGUCAGUGAUCUGUCAGAACAUGUAUUUGAUCUGAUUCAGGAACUUUUCGCUAUAGAUCCUCAUUUAUUGUUAUCUGUCAUGCCACAGCUUGAAUUCAAACUGAAGAGCAACGAUGGUGAAGAACGAUUAGCUGUGGUUCGACUUCUGGCUAAAUUGUUUGGCUCUAAAGAUUCAGAUUUGGCAACGCAGAAUCGGCCUCUUUGGCAGUGUUUUCUUGGGCGCUUUAAUGACAUUCAUGUUCCUGUGAGAUUAGAAAGUGUGAAAUUUGCCAGUCACUGUUUGAUGAACCAUCCAGAUUUAGCAAAGGACCUUACGGAAUAUUUGAAAGUUAGGUCACAUGAUCCAGAAGAAGCCAUUCGUCAUGAUGUCAUUGUUACUAUAAUAACAGCUGCCAAAAGAGACCUUACCUUAGUAAAUGAUCAGUUACUUGGCUUUGUCAGGGAAAGGACACUGGAUAAGCGGUGGCGAGUAAGAAAAGAAGCCAUGAUGGGUCUUGCUCAGCUUUAUAAGAAAUACUGUCUUCAUGGUGAGGCAGGAAAGGAAGCUGCGGAGAAAGUAAGCUGGAUAAAGGACAAACUUCUGCACAUCUACUAUCAGAACAGCAUUGACGACAAACUCCUGGUAGAAAAAAUCUUUGCCCAAUAUCUUGUUCCCCAUAACUUGGAAACCGAAGAGAGAAUGAAAUGCUUAUAUUAUUUAUAUGCCAGCUUGGAUCCAAAUGCUGUGAAAGCUCUCAAUGAAAUGUGGAAGUGUCAGAACAUGCUUCGGAGUCAUGUACGUGAACUGUUGGAUUUACACAAGCAGCCUACAUCAGAGGCUAACUGUUCUGCCAUGUUUGGAAAACUGAUGACCAUAGCAAAGAAUUUGCCUGACCCUGGGAAAGCACAAGAUUUUGUAAAGAAAUUUAACCAGGUUCUUGGUGAUGAUGAGAAGCUGCGGUCUCAGUUAGAAUUGUUAAUCAGCCCAACCUGUUCAUGCAAACAAGCUGACAUUUGUGUGGUUAGUGAAUUAUGCUUUUAUAAUUUUUUUCUAAUAACUUGGAGAAAUCUUGCACUAGUAAAAUUGAUGAAUAAAUCAAUAGAAGGGACAGCAGAUGAUGAAGAGGAGGGUGUAAGUCCAGAUUCAGCCAUUCGCUCAGGACUUGAACUUCUUAAGGUUCUGUCUUUCACACAUCCUACCUCGUUCCACUCUGCAGAAACAUAUGAGUCCUUGUUACAGUGCCUAAGAAUGGAAGAUGACAAGGUAGCAGAAGCUGCAAUACAAAUAUUUAGGAACACAGGCCACAAAAUAGAAACAGACCUUCCCCAGAUACGAUCAACAUUAAUUCCCAUUUUACAUCAGAAGGCAAAGAGGGGCACUCCACACCAAGCUAAACAGGCUGUGCAUUGCAUCCAUGCCAUCUUCUCAAAUAAGGAAGUCCAGCUUGCACAGAUAUUUGAGCCACUCAGCAGGAGUCUGAAUGCUGAUGUACCAGAACAACUUAUCACUCCAUUGGUUUCACUUGGCCACAUUUCCAUGUUAGCACCAGAUCAGUUUGCUUCCCCAAUGAAAUCUGUUGUGGCAAACUUCAUUGUUAAAGAUCUUCUGAUGAAUGACAGGUCAACAGGUGAGAAGAAUGGAAAAUUGUGGUCUCCAGAUGAGGAAGUUUCUCCUGAAGUACUAGCAAAGGUACAGGCAAUUAAACUUCUGGUAAGGUGGCUGUUGGGUAUGAAAAACAACCAGUCUAAAUCUGCCAAUUCAACUCUUCGGUUAUUAUCAGCGAUGUUGGUUAGUGAGGGUGACCUGACAGAACAGAAGAGGAUCAGUAAAUCAGAUAUGUCUCGCUUGCGGUUAGCUGCUGGUAGCGCCAUAAUGAAGCUUGCUCAGGAACCUUGUUACCAUGAAAUUAUUACACCAGAACAGUUCCAGCUUUGUGCACUUGUUAUUAAUGAUGAGUGCUACCAAGUAAGGCAAAUAUUUGCCCAGAAGCUUCAUAAAGCACUUGUGAAGUUACUGCUCCCUUUGGAGUAUAUGGCGAUCUUUGCUUUGUGUGCCAAAGAUCCUGUGAAGGAAAGAAGAGCACACGCACGCCAGUGUUUACUAAAGAACAUCAGCAUACGCAGGGAGUACAUUAAACAGAACCCUAUUGCUACCGAGAAAUUAUUAUCACUACUGCCUGAGUAUGUGGUUCCAUACAUGAUUCACCUGCUAGCCCAUGAUCCUGAUUUUACAAGAUCACAAGAUGUUGAUCAACUUCGUGAUAUAAAAGAGUGCCUGUGGUUUAUGCUUGAAGUCUUGAUGACAAAGAAUGAGAACAAUAGUCAUGCCUUCAUGAAGAAGAUGGCAGAGAACAUUAAGCUGACCAGAGAUGCCCAGUCUCCAGAUGAGUCCAAGACGAACGAGAAACUUUAUACAGUUUGUGAUGUGGCUCUGUGUGUUAUAAAUAGUAAAAGUGCUUUGUGCAAUGCAGACUCGCCAAAGGAUCCAGUCCUCCCAUUGAAGUUCUUUACACAACCUGAAAAGGACUUCUGCAAUGACAAAAGUUAUAUUUCAGAAGAGACAAGAGUGCUUCUGUUAACAGGAAAGCCAAAGCCUACUGGAGUGCUAGGUACAGUAAACAAGCCUUUGUCAGCAACAGGAAGAAAGCCUUAUGUUAGGAGCGCCGGCACAGAGACUGGAAGCAAUAUCAAUGCCAAUUCAGAGCUGAGUCCUUCAGCCGGAAGUCGUUCAAGGGAACAGAGUUCAGAGGCAUCAGAAACUGGAGUUAGUGAAAAUGAAGAGAACCCUGUGAGAAUCAUUUCUGUCACGCCUGUGAAGAAUAUUGAUACUGUAAAGAAUAAGGAAAUUAAUUCUGAUCAGCCUACCCAAGGCAACAUCAGCAGUGACCGAGGAAAGAAGAGAAUUGUAGCAGCAGCUGGUGCUGAGAAUAUCCAACAAAAACCAGAUGAGAUAGUAGAUGAGUCAGGACCUCCUGCGCCUUCCAAACCCAGAAGAGGACGUCGCCCCAAAUCGGAAUCUCAGGGCAAUGCAACCAAAAAUGAUGAUCUAAAUAAACCCACUAGCAAGGGAAGGAAGAGAGCUGCAGGCAGCCAGGAGAGCCCUGGGGGUCUGGAAGCAAGUAAUGCCAAAGCGCCCAAGCUACAAGAUGGAGCCAAAAAGGCAACACCAGCAGAGAGACAAAUUGAUUUACAAAGGUAAAAAGAGAACUUACUUAUACAGGGAGGAAAUGAAGGCCAAACAGAAGCAGAUUCCAGGUUCUGUAAAAACUUGGAUUCAAAUGUCCCCCAACAGAAAAUGAAGCUCACUUCAAAUACACUCUCUGCCUUGAGAACUGAAAGAAGCUAGCCUUCUUCAAAUACACUCUCUGCCUUGAGAACUGAAAGAAGCUAGCCUUCCUUUUCCACAGCCACAGUCCUCUGGUGGGCGUGUACAGCAGAGACUAGAGAGAGGCUGAAAGCGUCUCCGUUCUCCCCUCCCCAGACUUUUCCUGGGAAAAGUCAAUAAUUAAGCAAAUUGCUUAACUCUUGGUUCCAGUUCCUGUAUAUCUGGAGCUUAAAGGCAUAAUAACCAUUGUUUCCAUGCUGCAGUUUUCAUGAAAGAGUGGAGAUGUCCUUACACUGACACUGAGAGCGCGUCCAUCCUCACCACAGGAAAGCAGGUGUCUUCUGAACUGAGUUCUUACGGAGAUCAGAUGGCAUUUUCUUUGUGUUCCUUUUGGAAACUUAUGUAUUAUUCUUUCUGCCUGUCUACUUUUCUGCAAAAAUGAGAUGUACAGAUUUCUGUUCCCUGCUAUGAAAAGUAAUAUCGUGGCAAUUUUAUAAAUGUUGCUUUCUGAUUUUUAUCAGAAUGAGAAAAUAAUUAAAAUUAUUAUUGAUUUGCAAGUCGUAAACACUUCAUAUUAUGAUUUCUCCUGUUUUAGUUUAAUAUAAUUUGCAAUAAAUGUACAUAUUGUUUCAUAAGGAAUAUCACUUUUAAAUGGUUUUGCUCCUAUGAUUAUGUUGGAAUAUUGGGAUUUUUAAAGGAGUAAAGACUGUCCUGGAUUUGGUUUUAUAAUUUUUGUCACCAGAUUUUUAUUAUUAAUGUAAAAAAAGAGUUGUGGUCUUUUUCCUUUUGUUUUGUCUUUGUUUUUCCUUUGUGAUAGAAGUAGAUGGACACUGGCAGCUUUGUAAGAAAACAGAGCUGUAGGGUUGCUGUCAGCUUUCAGUUCCCUGCUGUUAGGAAAUAAGCCUUUUAUUUUUGUCUGAUAAUUGGGGCUCAAUUUUUAACUUUAAUUUACAGACAACUGUUACAUCAAUAUUCUGUUCCUUGGCAUUUAUUGUUCAGCAUAGAUAAUGUGUGCACCAUUUGUGUACACAUAAUCAUAUUUCAUUUUUGCAUAAAAUAAAUGCUUCUAGAUGUCCUAUGGAAGUCUUCAAUCUUUUUAUCAUGCUUUCAUCUCUUAGGAGUUUUUAUGUGAAAGGGCUAAAGUCAGAGAAGCAAAGGAAAUGAUUCCAGUCAACUCUCAGUUAUCUGUGUAAAACAGAGGUUAUUCUUCAAGUGAGCAAUUUUGUAGUCAUCAUAAACAUAAGAAUAACAAAGGCAUCUGCAAGAAUGGUUGAGGAGAAACUUGAAAUUAACUUUUUCUCAUCCUCAGAGUUUUUGCCUGUCUCUACUUUCCCCACUUGGAUUGUGCCCAAAGCCCUAGCAGAAUGUAGCAGAAUCAUAUUUGCAUUAUGACUUGGUCUCGAUGGGAUAUAUAAAAUCAUUGAAGUGUCAAAAUUUUCUCCAGAAUGAAAUUCAUAGAUGAUAUAUCACUUAGGUUCUCAUAGAUAAUUGAGAGUGGGCUAUAAAUUGACUGGGUGAAAGUUGGCUUUUUCUUUUAAGUAUUGUAGCUCUUUUACAUGUACAUGUUUGGUGUCAGAAGAUGCUAGAGAACAGUGGAUACCAAUGACAACAACAUUUCUUGAAAGGGCAUAAAAGCCCUACUCUUCCUGCUGCCUCUCCAUGACCUUUUAGAAAAAACAAAACAUUGCCUCCAAUAGCUGACAGAGUAUCUAUGCAUACGGAUCAGUAAGGUCCCUCAAUCAAUCAGUGCUAUAUUCUAUUUAGAAGAAAUCUGAAGUUCAGACAACUUGAUUCUUAGGGCCACCGAUUAGUCAAAAGGUGCAAGAAGGGAAGGUUCCUGGGUGUUUAGUAUUUUAACAGCACAGCACAACUGUCCACACUCAUUAUGGCUCUCUGGAGUUCUGCAGCAGGACAGUUAUUUCCAGGGUCUGCUCCUCAUGGGUGUGUAAGCAUGAGGACUAGAUCUCUGGCUUGAAGGGAGAGGAGAGAAAACUCUUGAAGGAUUAAUCCCGAGGGACUCAAUUACUGGAAAUGUGUCAGGUUUUCUUUGAAAAAGAAAAUGUAAAAUCUCUUAUUUGGUAUUUACAUCUCAGAGAAAUACAACACAAAAGUGCAGACUUAUAUUUGAGAAUUACUGUUAACCCUUUGUGUCUAGUUUGAAGCUUCUUGUAUUUGUCUAAAACUACAAGCCAGACUUUUGUAUCCUUUGAUAAAAGUGUGUAUAAUGUAAAGUAGUUUUGCAUAUCCCUGUGCUGCACAUGGGCUGGGUUUUUAGAAUUUUUUUAAAGACUUUAAGCAGAACCUUGUAAUUUGUGUAAAUGACAAGUGUAAAAUCCUUCCAUAAAAUGCUUACAAAUAUGCACUGUUUCAAAUAAAACCAAGAAAUGCAGCAUUA